Molecule: messenger RNA, 475 nt
Organism: Epinephelus moara (kelp grouper)
Lineage: Eukaryota; Metazoa; Chordata; Actinopteri; Perciformes; Serranidae
Gene: mrpl36
Product: mitochondrial ribosomal protein L36
Exons: 1
Coding region: 9-389 (126 amino acids)
Biological process (GO): translation; ribosome biogenesis
Cellular component (GO): mitochondrial large ribosomal subunit; ribosome
Molecular function (GO): structural constituent of ribosome
Source: RefSeq, a predicted model, not a curated record
UUGACACCAUGGCACCCCUCCUCUUGAAGCACCUGGCUUCCUCCCUGACUCGCCAAGUGGCCCAGAUGAGCCGGCUACAUCUGAGCUUCUCCUCACCUGCAGCUAGUGCUUACAGAUGUCUCUGCACCCUCACCUCAGCUCCACGCACACUACUCCUGUCAUCAGCCAGAGUCAGCUCCAUCCAGCCUCCCUCGUCUGGCUCCUCCGCACAGUGUGGACCGUCUCUGUUGGGACAGUGUCAGCAUCUUCCCUGUGUCCAGCCCUCUGCAGGGAUGAAAACCAAGUCUGCCCUGAAGAAGCGCUGCAAGGACUGUUUCUUUGUUCGACGGAGGGGACAUUUGUACGUGUUCUGCAAGACAAAUCCGAGACACAAGCAGAGGCAGGGCUGAAAUGUUGAGGGAGUGUUGGGAAGAUUGUUUUGUGAUUGUGGAAAUGUAAAAGAACUGUGAUGCAAUAAUAAAUUGUUUGGCUGAAG